GUUCUCACGUGCCCUGUGACUUGUUUCAAAGGAGGACUUGUAAUCUCAAGUAAUCUUGAGAAAUCUAGUGAGAAACUCCAAUCAACUUUGGAAAAUCUCAAAACUUUGUAGUGAGAUCCAGGAGUUGUUGGUUUCAGAUGUACAUGAUUUGAAAUCACUACAGCAGAUAAAAGAACAUUGCUGAUAGUCGCUGGUUUCCCCUCCAAUAAGAACCCCCAUACAUGCACUCCCUCAGAGCAGCCGACAUGAUGAAGACACCUGCACACAAAAACUGGCUGACCGCUUUUGAGAAAAUCUUGAGGAGAAAUGCCAAGUUCCUCCGAGAAAUCUCCAAAGGAGCAGCAUGGAGAUUGGAAGAUGAUGAAACCAGAAAUCCACCGCCCUCCCCCUCCAUUGAAGACACGCCCUUUGCACGUGCCACAUCACAACCUUACUAUGCAGUACCGCCUAAAUUCAAUGAUGAUGAGAAGUCCAGCAGGAGCAAUGGAGGAAGCGGGUUGGUCAAGCUGGCUCGACGACUCAGUCAGAAGGGAGACAGGAGGGAGAAUAAAGGUGAUAAGCCUCCAUGCCGACAACGCUCCAUCAGUGUGGACAGUAAAAGUGAGGAGGACGACCCCAUUAGUUUGGACCACUGGCUGUGGCCCAUUCUCAUGCCAGAGGGCGAUGAUGACACUGUCAUAAAGCCUGUCGGUGAUGUCAGGAAAGCCCACAGCAUGGAGAAUCUUCUUCAGCAGACCAGCGACUACAGCAAGGCCUCUUCCAUCCCACCCUCCCCAACCGCCCCACAGAAGCUCCAUCGAAGCUGGUCUGCCAAGAAACGCAGUGGUAGCAACACUGAGGUAGAUGGAGGGGUCGGUGGAGGGAAAGACAGGACCAAGAGAUAUUCCAAACAGAUGACGGACAGCCAAGCAUUGUUCGAUGCAGUGGAGCACCAGGAUUUGGAUACAGCCAGACUGAUCUUAGAAACUAACGGACUGGAUGUCAAUCAAGUCAACGAGGAUGAAUUCACAGCGCUGGACAUUGCUGUAAUGACCAAUAACAUGCCCAUGGCCAGGCUUCUACUAACAUGUGGAGCCAGAGAGAACCCAAGAUUUCUUAUGAAAGAUGCACGUGCCAGCAAACUCAACACGCUGAUCAACGAGGCAGAAAUACAGGUGCAGGAGAUGACAUCUCGCAUUGUCAAUACUGGACUGAACAGUGCAACAGGGCCAACUGGUUCCUCUAAGGAUUUGGAGAAACAUUUGCGUGAUUGGGAGUGGAGGUUCCGACUGCUGAAGAGAAUGAAGGCUGGCUUUGAACAUGCGAGAGUACCUGACCAUCCUGCUUGUGUCAUGCUAAGCACGGCCAGUAGCACUUCGCUCCAGGUUCGAUUUGAAGAACCUCUCAAUGCUAACGGUGCUGCUGUCACCAGAUAUAAAAUUGAGUGGAGUUGUUCGGAGGAUUUGUGCCCUCUUGCCGGGGAGCACAUUCUGUAUGAUGUGCGGUAUCCAUCUUACAGAAUACAUGGGCUCAGACAGGGCGUUAAGUACUACGUUAGAGUAUCCGCUUUCAACAUGAAGGGUUUUGGGCCAUCACAAACACCCACCCCACCUUUUGCAAUACCAUCAAGCUGGAGGGACAUGCAUGGCAAUAAGUCGCGUUUCAGCGGUCGUCUCAACAUGAUUGACGAUUUGUUCCAGCAGGUCCGAGACACCAGACCCACCGACUCGGGUGAAAUCAAAAGAAGUUCACCUCGAGCAUCUCCAAACCAGGUGCGACGGACAGUGAAAAAAAGCCUCAAGAAUUUCUUCCAGUCAGCUCCAAAGUUUCAGAAACAUUUAAAAAGAGGAGUGUAUCUUGCCUCGGUGAUGUACAAUGAUGAUAAGGUGCUGGUAACCAACGAGGAUCAGCUUCCUAUUGUAGAAGUGGAUGAGACAUUCUCCAGCAGUAUCCAUCAAGACUUCCUAUGGUUCCUGAAGGUUGCAGGGACCUGGGAGGAUGUUGACCUCUUACGAUCAGACUUAGAGAGGACCAGUGGUUCCUCCCCGGCUAUUCUCUUCCGUGCUCGCUUGCUCCAGGCUGCCUCUCUCCUCCAGUCUGCCUUGGGCACCCAGGACCUCGGCCAGGUCUUCUAUGAGCCUAUGCGAGACAAGCAUGGUAUCAUCAUCAUAACCAUCAUCAACCAAAUCAGGGACCAACGGGUAAUUCAGACGACAUCAUCUCUUAAAUGGACCAACAUAAAUCGCAUACAGAAACGGAAGUCAAUCAACAUGGACAACCCUUCAGCUGCCGAGAUGCUGCUAGCCUCAUUACAUGAGAAGAUCUUAUACCAUCAAGUGAGCGGCAUCAAACUGACCAAGGGUCUGUAUAUAGGCUUCCUGAAGCUGAGGAGCUCGGUGGAUACGAUACGGGUUCAGGUGCCAGAGAAGCUGCCUAGUGUGUUACCUCACAUCAAGCUGAGAGACAAUCCCAAUGUAUCACAGGAAGAGUGGGAGUGGCUUCAUACACUGGAUAAUUGCCAGUCCAAGAGAAAUCCCACCAAGAUCCAGGAGGAAUUUCAGCAUCUCUUGGCAGCGGGGACAAGAAAACUGUUGGUCAAGAUGGGAGUAACGGAGGAGGAAUCACUGACCUAUAGACUGUGUGACCUGGAGGUCAUCGAGAUGAAUGAGCAGGUGUCUGUGGUGCUACUGUUCCCUCCAUCGGGUAGUGUGUGUCUGGGCCCUGGCACAUCAGAUGAGUGGAUGGUCAGUAAAGACUAUAUAUCCAUCCCGGUACCUGUCUUUGAAAUGGUUCACAUGACGACGUACCAGGCUGAGUUCAUCCGUCGUUUCACCCGUCUGUCUUCCAUCCUUGAGAUCGACUCACUCAUCGCUCAGCAGACUCUGAGAGAAGCCUUCUCAUCCAAUGAGGUCAAUGAUGCUAAGCAGAGACAGCAGCAAGUGCUGGACUACCAACAGGAACUAGAGACAACAUGGAAAGGGAUGCGAUGGAUCAUGGAUGUGCUGCAGUAUGCACGAGACAAGCAGCUCAGAGGCGGCGUGCCCCUCUCGGUCCUCUAUGCACCCCCGCCAUCACCAGUAGACUCUCCCAUGGAUGUCAUCAAUGACAUGGAGACCAUAUUUGAUGACAGGUGCAGCCUUCAGAUCCCUGACAAUGCCCAGACUCAGCCCAUACAAUCCCUGAACCUCAGUAAGGACAGCAAACCAUCCACUGGUAUCCUGAGAGUCUUCCCUGAUUAUAACUCUGGUCUCGCUAAAGGAACCAGUAUAAAGUUGCAUGUCACGAGUAAGACAACAUGUCGUGAGAUUGUCAACCUUGUCAUUCAGCAGCUAAACAAGGCAGUGGAGUCCCACGGUCUGGACUCGCCGCUCUAUCUUGAGGAUCAAUGGAGUGAAUUCUGCCUGGUAGCCAUCAUUAGUAAUAAGGAGUACCAGCUGAGGGACGACCACUGUCCAUUACAGCUGCAGAACCCUUGGACCAAAGGCCACCUCUAUGUGCGAACCAAAGACAACGGUAGUAAUUUAUUGAGCACUGGACCGUCCACAGCGGUAUAAACUCAGGCUAGACUUAAAAGAACAGAGACUGGAGUAACCUGGCAGACAAAAAAGGGGCUAAUUUCAUGGAUCUGCUUAACAGUUAGCAGGAAAGUUGUCCUAAUUAUAGCCCCCCAAAAUGGGCUGAAGUUUAGCAGUUUUGUACAGCAUGGGGAACAUCUCUGACACUUAAAUUUUAAAACUGCCGCUAUCACUGCCAGGUUCAUUAGGGAUACAGUUUUGAAAUACCUUCACAUCUGCCAAGUCUGCUCAGUAUGUAAAAAGCUGUGAAGUAAAUUCAAGUGAUGUUUUCACACAAAAGAAAAAUAAUCAGUGAAAUUACAGCCACACAUGGCAUCUACUUUGAUAAUAUAUUAUAAGAAAUGGAGAUUGUGUGGUGUUAAAUCAAGCCUUCCUUGAUAUACUAUAGAUAGAAAUCUUUAUAAGGUUUAGAGUGUGCAAUAUUUACCAGAAUAUACCUGCCCACUUAACGUUACCAUUUUUAUCAAGAGAAAGAUGUUUUUUUAUUGUACAGCUUUCAUAGUUGAAAUAAUUCUCUUUUCCCAUAUCUUGAUUGGGACUUGCUUCCUUGACUUAAUAGAUCAUGUGAUCCAAUCUGAAGUCUCUAGAUGACCUUGUUUCUGAAGUUUUCUACAGUUUCUUGAAAUAUAUUGUCAGUUCAUUCUAUAUAGCCAAAAUAUGGUACCUUAGGGAGACAUUAAUAUUCCCAUGCAAAAAUAAAAGUCUUCUUAAAAGUUGUCUUGUAAAUAACUCUAUUUGUAAAUACUUCCUCCCCAAACCUUAUAAUUAUACUAUUCUUGACCUAAGGAAUCAUUUUAGGCAACUUGCGAUGGCGAAAUUGGUUCUAGAAAUGGUAGUUAAAUCAUGUCUCCCUAAUGACCAAUGUCGACCGUUUUGUAAACUAAUUUACUUGAGAGUGUGUCCCUGAGGUACCAUUGGUUGUUGUUUCAGGAAGGAAGUUGACAGUCAUCCUGUGCUAGCUUUAGCUUUACCUGUUUAUAAAGCACAUGUUCCGAGACCAAAGUGGUCGGGACAAAUGCUCAAAAAGGCAAGAAAUCCAGGUGCUGGAAAUAGAAGCCUUUUCGUCUAUUGGGAAACUUUUUGGGGUCGGUGUACUUUUCAUUUAAAAUAAUUACAUGUAAGUGUGCUUGAUAGGUAACAUGGUACUGUAUGCAUAUAUAUAGUUUUUGCUAAUCGGGUUGACCAUAAGAACUGAUACAUAUUGUUACUGGUUCAUUUCAAGAUGAAUCUGUGUGCCAAUAGUACAACCCCAGUGAUCAAAUUACAUAACCUUUACUUUAUGAAAAAUGGGACUCGAGACGGACUGGGGUCUGAGUCACGAGUCAUACAACUCUGAUUAUAACACAUGAUUUUGCCUCAGGAAAAUGGAACUCUGGAACAUAUCACCGGGGGAAGCUAGUUUUAAUUAACCACUUAAAGCAGUCAAUAAUUGCAUUCUAAUAUUAGGUAUAUAUUGAUUACCUGAACAAACACCCAGUGUUUAAUUUGCUUAUGGGCCCAAGCGAGAAGCAAAGUGCAAUAGUGCAAUAGUGCUAGCUAUUUAUGCUUUAACCACCUGUGGGUGACAUAUUAUAGAUUUACUUAAAGUAGAGCUUUGUCUAGAUUAAUUGGAUAUGGCUGGCAAGAACCAAAUGCCUUUGGAAAAGCGCACAUGUUAUUGGCAGCCAUAUGCAGCGCAACAAAAUUGGUCACAAACCUUUUUGAGGUCCAAAUCUGUAAUGCACUCUUAGUCCAUACAAGGUACAACUUUAGUCCUUUUUUGUACUGAGGUACUAAGUAGCUUCCUCAGAUGUGUCACAAAAUGAAAUAAAUAUUCAUGUUUAACUUAUAUCUUUAUUUAAAGUAGUCACCGUGCAGUAACAACCAAAAAUCGCCAGUCAAAAAUGUACUUCAGUUCAAAUGCUCGGCUUCAUUUCCAAGAUACUUUAUGCUGCCAUAGACUGGUAUGAAUUUAAAAUCAAACUGUGUGUGCUUAUAUUUGCAGUCAUACUACUUCCAUGGUGAAACAAUUAUUUAUUUAUUUGAUCAAUUUCGAUCUCGAUUUGUUCUCCCUUAAUUUGUGUCUGUCAUGUUGGUGAAUCUUUGAGUAUAAAGAAACAGAGAGAAAAGUCCCUUCUUAUUUAUUUGUUUAAUUUAUUUUGAAUCAUCCAAAAAAAAUAUACAUAAUCCUGUUUGUAUUAUUAUCGAUAGAUUAUUUCAGGGUCAUGUUCCCAACAAUCGAUUCAUUGACCGGAAGUACAUAGCAAUCGUUAACAUCCCUCAGUAAACAGUGCAAUGACACUAACAUUUAAGUAACCUUGGUGAAAGAUUUUUUGUCAGGCAAUGCCCAGGUUUUCCAGCAACCAUUGUAAUUUUUUUAAGGGAUCGUGUAGUGGAAAUUAGUGCACUUUGUUGAUAUGUUGUUGCCAAAGUUUGCUAAGGAAUCUUAUCAGGUUCUGUAAAGAAUGUUAAUAAAAAAGUGCAUUUGUUUGUGCUUCCUAUAAACUUCUGAAUCCCCCCCCCCCCCAAAAAAAGUGUGCUCCUCUCAGUUCUUAUUUAGAAGUCUAAUUUUCAGGGUCCAGAGAGUUAAAUAAAUGUGACUUUUUAGACGAAAUAAGUAAACAUGGGUUAUACAGAACUAAAGUAAGCUGUACUGACAUGACUGAGGGAAUUUACAUUCGUGAUACGAAGUUCCUUCCUUUUUGAGUGCAAAUUGUGUUCCCAUUGUAACAAUAAUUAUGUAAUGUAUUGUAAUAUUUAAUAUAUUGUAAAGUGUAAAUUCGUGUACCAAGAGAAAGUUGUAUCAUAGAAUGUAAAUAAAAGACUACCAGAGUUUGUUUUAAGCACCUCCGACAAGAAUUGUACAGAUGGUAUUUAUUAGAGAAGCACAUGACAAAAUUCAAUAAAAGUAAUGAUUUGUGUGCGAUUUUAUAAGAAG
This is a messenger RNA of Patiria miniata (bat star), 6471 nucleotides long. RefSeq names its product ankyrin repeat and fibronectin type-III domain-containing protein 1-like (gene ankfn1). Gene Ontology annotation, molecular function: protein binding. Bases 222 to 3533 code for a protein of 1103 amino acids. Gene Ontology annotation, biological process: regulation of establishment of bipolar cell polarity; signal transduction; establishment of mitotic spindle orientation. Gene Ontology annotation, cellular component: spindle. The record is from RefSeq and is a predicted model, not a curated record. Lineage: Eukaryota; Metazoa; Echinodermata; Asteroidea; Valvatida; Asterinidae. The transcript has 24 exons.